CAUGCCAAAGCUCCAGAGCCCGAAGCUGCCGCAGCCUCAGUGAAGGGUACUGGAGCAGCGAAGAGCUGCAUCUGCGGGCAACGUUUUGUACCAAAGCUACGUGCUUCGGGGCUUGAACCUAGCUCGCUGCUGGCGCCAAUCUCACCCCGCCUCCUCCCCACCUGGCGAGCCCCUAGUCCAGGCCGAGGUCUUGACUCGAGGAAGGAAGGCGCGUGUCAUCGGCCUUAGAGAACCUCAGAGCGUGCGCCAUGGGGCCACCGCCCUGGGCUGGGGUCUCCGAUGGUUGUGGCUUUUCCCGAUUGCUGAUGUGGUGCUUCCUGCUGGCCCUGAGUCCUUGUACCCCCGGCUCCCGAGUAGCAGAAGCUGUGUGGACAGCAUACCUCAACGUGUCCUGGCGGGCUCCGCACACCGGGGUGAACCGCACCGUGUGGGAGCUGAGCGAGGAGGGCGUGUACGGCCAGGAUUCGCCGCUCCAGCCUGUGGCCGGGGUUUUGGUACCGCCCGACGGGCCGGGGGCGCUCAAUGCUUGUAACCCGCAAACGAAUUUCACGGUGCCCACGAUCCCAGGGGACUGGGGAAGCACAGUGCAAGUCUCUUGGCUGGCCCUCAUCCAGCGCGGAGGGGGCUGCACCUUCGCAGACAAGAUCCAUCUGGCUUAUGAGAGAGGGGCAUCUGGAGCCGUCAUCUUUAACUUCCCUGGGACCCGCAAUGAGGUCAUCCCAAUGUCUCACCCGGGUGCAGGAGACAUUGUUGCAAUCAUGAUUGGCAAUUUGAAAGGCACAAAAAUUCUACAAUCAAUUCAAAGAGGCAUACAAGUAACAAUGGUCAUCGAAGUAGGGAAAAAACAUGGCCCUUGGGUGAAUCACUAUUCAAUUUUCCUUGUUUCUGUGUCCUUUUUUAUUAUUACGGCAGCAACUGUGGGCUAUUUUAUCUUUUAUUCUGCUCGAAGAUUACGGAAUGCAAGAGCUCAAAACAGAAAGCAGAGACAAUUAAAGGCAGAUGCUAAAAAAGCUAUUGGAAGGCUUCAACUGCGCACACUGAAACAAGGAGACAAGGAAAUUGGCCCUGAUGGAGAUAGUUGUGCUGUGUGUAUUGAACUAUAUAAACCAAAUGAUUUAGUGCGCAUCUUAACCUGCAACCAUAUUUUCCAUAAGACAUGUGUUGACCCAUGGCUGUUAGAACACAGGACUUGUCCUAUGUGCAAAUGUGACAUACUCAAAGCUUUGGGAAUUGAGGUAGAUGUUGAAGAUGGAUCAGUGUCUCUACAAGUCCCUGUAUCCAAUGAAAUAUCCAAUAGUGUCUCUCCUCCUGAAGAGGAUAAUCGCAGUGAGACUGCAUCAUCUGGAUAUGCUUCAGUUCAGGGAGCAGAUGAACCACCUUUGGAGGAACAUGUGCUGUCAGCAAAUGAAAAUCUACAGUUGGUAAACCAUGAAGCAUGUUCCAUGACAGUGGAUGUUGUUCCUCAUGUUGACAACCCAACCUUUGAAGAAGAUGAAACUCCUGAUCAAGAGACAGUUGUUCGAGAAAUUAAAUCAUAAAAUCUGUGUCAAUAGAAAUCUUGAGCCUUUAGUAAUAACAGAUCUGCCAAUUAGGGCCUAGUUUCUUAUUAAUGAACCUGAUAGAUUUAAUAAAGUAAGAAUGCAAUGGAAAGUGCUGAGAUGACUAAUAUUAUGGUAUACUUUAAUGGCUUUAAAUAUUUAACCUGUUAACUUUUUUCACAAACUCAAUAUAUUAUUUUUCAUAGUUUCCUCUCAAUAAUAAUAGCAAGAUUUUUAAACAUUCAAAACUCUCUUCAAAUAUAAGUCAUGUUUUUCAUUUAUAACAAUUUUCUUAUAAAAAUAUGUUGUUUUUAAAAUGUGAAAUAGCUGUGAUCAUUUUGUUUUAUGAUAGUACCUUAGUUAAAAAAUACUACUAUUUUAGCUUGGGCUGUAUGUGUCAGGUUUUUCUCCAGGUGCUUAUGUUGAUCUGGAAUUGUAUUAUAAAAAGCGAUGCAAACUUAAGCUAAGACUUCAUGAAAUGUCUAUUUAAGCUACAUUGAGUUGAUAGAACAAAAUAAAAGCAAAAUAAUCAUUUUAAUUCUUAUUUUUAUAUUAGGUUAAAUGUACUUCAUGUUAAGUGUUGAGCAUAGUUUAUCAGAGAAUAUGGACUGGACUGGAUCAGUUGGUAUAUUAGUGCACUAAUGUGACACAAAAUUACAGACAAAAAGUUUCCUUACAAAACUGUAACAAUUUCAAAAGUAGAGUUAUCAUACUAUUUGAAAAGGAUAAGCUGAGUGUACAUUUUACCUAAAUGGGCUAAAAUCACAGUAGCUAAACUAAAAUUCUGUCCAUGUAGCUAUAAAUUUUGUGAAUGCAUUUUCUUGGUGUUUGAAAAAGAAUUGGGGGAGGGGGAAGAAUUCCAGGUGCCUUAAUAAAAAGUUAGAAGCUCCAUCCACCAAAGUUAAAUAGAGCUAUUUAAAAAUGAACUUUAUUUGUAUUCUGUAUGGCUUAUCUUUUUAGUUUUGUUUCCAGUGCAAAUUCCAGCAGAAUUUAAGCAAAGGCAGAACAGACAUGUAUUUUUGUUUCCUAAAUGUAGAACAGAUGAAACCAUUGCAUUCUUGUACACUGAUUUGAAAUGCUGUAAAUAUGUCCUGAUUUGUAUUGAUUAUCUUUAAAUAUAAAGUGUAAAUAAAAUAUUAUAAUAAAAUA
Messenger RNA from Phyllostomus discolor (pale spear-nosed bat), 2687 nucleotides. It is a transcript of the gene RNF128, whose product is annotated as ring finger protein 128. Bases 249 to 1538 code for a protein of 429 amino acids. NCBI's taxonomy places the organism in Eukaryota, Metazoa, Chordata, Mammalia, Chiroptera, Phyllostomidae. The record is from RefSeq and is a predicted model, not a curated record. The transcript is spliced from 7 exons.